Rubroshorea leprosula is the source of this 5565-nucleotide messenger RNA. The record is from the annotation of a GenBank genome assembly. Lineage: Eukaryota; Viridiplantae; Streptophyta; Magnoliopsida; Malvales; Dipterocarpaceae.
GAAGGUAAUUAAUCUCUACGAUUCUCUCUCUGUAAUUACUCCUGGAGAGCAUCCCUCUCUAGGAUAUUGAGUAUUGCUGACUUGAGCGUUGGAGUGUUUUCCUCGAGGAAACAACCUCGGGAUUUUCAGGUGUGGAAGCAGCUGAGGACUUCAACAGUGUUGGACUGCGAAGCUGCCCAAACAUUUGGCGCCGUCUGUGGGAACUGAACAAGAAGUUGUGUAACUUAACCUGCUGAAAGACAAAAUGGUUCGAACUUUUACAGGAGGUCGCCCCCCAAGAAAUGAGAUGGACGAACAGGAGGAUGCUCAAGUAUCUGAGCCCGGGUUGAAUGACUUUAGGCCAAUGCCAAGAAACCUCUUCGUCGGGGGAGCCGAACAGGAUCACCUGAGUGAAACAGAUGACGAAAGAACACUAACUGGGUAUGCAACCCAGCCUGAACAGUUCCAAGUUCCAACAGGAACAAGACAAAGACCUUCUAGACCAUACAAUUCACAGCAUAAACGACCUGAAAGGUCAACAGAACCUGCUCGGACAACCGAGCUCGAAGAGAGAACCAGAGUUCUCGAAAUGGCAAUGGGUAAAAUCCUUGCCCGUCUGAUUCCUGAUGACCCCUUGAUUCCUUUGUUGAACAGGGAUGCACAACCAGCUGCGGUUGUUGCAACUCGAAACUCCUCCGCUCUGAGCAACAUAGUGGUGCCGACCAGGCCAAGGGGAAGUGGAAAGCUGAAUAUCGAGCCCAGCUCAUCCAAGCACAGCGAAGAACUGUUGAGGAAGAACGCAGACCUUGAAAGGCAGCUACGAGAUGUACAAAAGUUUAUAGACGAGCUGAAAAGUCCCAGGUCAUAUCAGCAAACUCUUGAUUUAGAUAGCGCCCCAUUGAACCUAUCCAUCACAGCAGAACCGUAUCAAGAGGGGUUCAAAAUUCCCCAUUUAGAGACGUAUGAUGGCUCGGGCGACCCGGAUGAACAUCUGCACACUUAUCAAGCCAUCAUGAGAAUCCAAAAUGCCAAUGAUGCCAUGAUGUGCAAAGUGUUCCCAGCAACACUCAAGUCAACAGCCAGGAGAUGGUAUCACAAACUCCCCAGACAUUCCAUAGACUCAUACUCCCAGCUCGCCAAGCUAUUCUCCAACAAAUUUGCGAGCCAAAGGGAGAUUAAACGUACAGCGACUGAACUAAUGCAGGUUCAUCAGAAAGAGGGAGAGUCUUUGAGGGACUACAUGCAACGAUUCAACAAAGCUACUUUGGACAUUGAUAACGUCCCCGAUACCAUUUGCUUAUCUGCCUUGUUGCAUGGCCUGAAGCCUGGCUGGUUUUUGGAUGACCUGCUGGAGAAUCCACCCAAGUCGUGGAAUGAAGUAAAUGACAGGUCGGCAAGCUUCAUAUUGUCCGAAGAUUUUCAAUCUUCUAAGAGACGAGCUGAUGACAGGCAAGGAAAAGAACCCAAGCAGCUUGAAAACAGAGAUGAUAAGAAGAAACAGAAGGUUGGCGAGCAGAGAGGGAAACCACCCUCUUAUCCAAAAUAUGACAGCUACAUCCCCCUGAGCUCGUCACGAUCCCAGAUAUUGUCGCAGAUACAGCAUUGGGUCAAGAGACCCCCUCCGCAAACGCAUGAUUCUUCACGAGCUGACAGAAGCAAAUACUGCGACUAUCACCGUGUCUACGGCCAUAACACAGAAGACUGUCAGAGUCUGAAGGACGAGCUCAAAUUCUUGGCUCGCAAUGGAAAAUUGGAGGGGUACGUGCAGAAGCCUUUUGUUCGGCAACCCACCCAGACCCACUUUGUACAAGAGUACGGUCGAUCUCAAGCACCUGGGUAUCAGCUCGGUAGCAAUCCAAAUUCUUACCAGGCGGGUUCGUACUCAUCUGAGCCGACCAGAGCAUACAGGGGACGCUUGUUCAAUAGGCGUGGGCAAGGACAGAAAGCACCUACGCAGAACCAAAAGGACCACAGAGGGGUUGGGUAUGGUGGAAUACCCCCUCCAUCUGGCAUAAUUAAUAUGAUCUAUGGUGGUAUGCACUCAGGGGGCCAGAGUGCUCGAGCCUGCAAGGCAUAUACUCGCCAGGUGAUGACAGUUAACAAAAACAGGCCCUUGAAGCGGCCGUUCGAGGAGGCAGAGUGGGAGAAUGCAGCUAUCACAUUCAGCUCGGCAGAUUAUAAGCGAGCAGAUGGAGAACCCGACGUUAUGAUGCCUCACGCAGAUCCAUUUGUCGCAACGAUCUAUAUAGGUAAUCAUAACGUCAACAAGGUCUUUAUUGAUACGGGCAGCUCGCCAGAUAUCCUUUACUGGAGUUGCUUCCAGAAGAUGCAGUUGAACCCGAGCUCGCUGCAGAAACAUGAAAGACCCAUCUACGGGUUCGAUAAUCAGCCCGUCCCAGUGGAAGGGGUCAUAACUCUACCCAUCUAUGUGGGCUCAGAACCACGCUUCAGGAUGGCCUUAGUCAGCUUCCUGGUCGUCAAAAUGGAGUCAGCCUUCAAUGCCAUAUUAGGAAGGGCUACUCUGUGGGUGUUAAAGGGGAACCAGAAGAUGGCCAGGGCAUCCUACCAAGAUACGUUUAAGAAGGUUGAGCUCGCUGUAGCCCCGAGAGGCUCUGAAAGUAGUAGGCCGACUCAGCCCGGCCAGCAAACAAUGAGCAUAUCGGACAUCGAGCAUAGACCUGAGGGUGUCGAGCAGAAAGCAAAGCCGGUAGAGGAGGUAGAAACCGUUCCUUUAAACCCUGAUGUGCCGGAAAGAACAGUCAACAUUGGCACCAAGCUCACAGAAGAAGAGCGAGCAGAACUUCUGGAGUUUUUGAGGUUGACAAUCCACAAACUCAACACGGACCCCACCAAAAGGCCGGUGGUGCAGAAACGUCGCCUUUUUGGCCCUGAGAAACAAGCUGCCAUAGACGAAGAGAUACGAAAGCUGCUACAGGCAGGCUUCAUCAGGAGAGUGGAGUACUCUGAGUGGGUAUCUAACCCCAUGCUCGUCAAAAAGCCAAAUGGCAAGUGGAGGAUGUGUAUUGACUUCACCAACCUCAAUGAGGCAUGUCCAAAAGACCCUCACCCCCUGCCAAACGUCGAGAAGCUAGUAGAGCGAGCAGCCGGGCACGAACGGAUGAGCUUCAUCGACGCCAGCUCAGGUUAUCAUCAGAAGCUGGUACAAAUCAUCUUUAAACUCCAGAUCGGCCGGAACAUAGAAGUUUAUGUGGAUGACAUGAUUGUCACCAGCGUGCGAGCUGAGGAUCAUAUAGACGACCUGAGUGAGACCUUCCAGAACUUGCGCCGAGCCCAAAUGAAGCUGAAUCCCCUGAAGUGCACGUUCGCUGUAGAAUCAGGAAAAUUCCUAGGAUGGCGGACUGUAAAGGAUGUGCAGCGCCUGACAGGUCGUGUAGCCGCGUUGCAUAGAUUCAUAGCCAGGUCGGCGGAAAGGUGCCUAUCGUUUUUCAAAGCCUUGCGAGAGCCCAAGCAUUUUCAAUGGACUGACGAAUGUCAGCAGGCGUUUGACGAGCUCAAGCAGUAUCUGGCAUCCGCACCACUGCUGUCCAAGCCUGUGGAAGGGGAGAGUUUAUAUCUAUACAUGGGGGUUACGAAGGAGGCAGUGAGCUCAGUCUUGCUCAGGGAAGACAAUAAGAAUCAGAAGCCCAUCUGUUACGUGAGCAAGGUUUUACAAGGUGCAGAGCAGAACUACCCAUUAGCAGAAAAGGCUGCCUUUGCCCUGGUUUACACAGCUCGUAAGUUGAAGGCUUAUUUCCAAUCACAUCAGAUUGUUGUCUAUACCGAUUUGCCAUUGAGAAAAAUACUGCAGAAACCUGAACUCUCUGGUCGACUUAUUGGGUGGAGCGUCAAGCUGAGUGAAUAUGACCUCAAAUUUCAGCCACGCACAACCAUAAAAGGCCAGGCUGUGGCAGACUUUCUGGUGGAGUGUAUCUCAGCAACUAAGGAAGAAAAAGCACCCGAACACCCAGUCUGGGUUUUGUAUGUUGAUGGAGCUGCUAACAUUGAAGGAUCGGGUGUAGGGGCUGUGUUAGUGGGCCCAGAUGGCUUUAAGUCUGAGCACGCACUAAGGUUUAAGUUUCAGACGACUAAUAACGCUGCAGAAUAUGAAGCCCUCAUUUACGGACUGAAGCUGGCGUCCGAGCUGAAGGUACAAAGCAUUCAGGUUUUCAGCGACUCCCAACUCGUUGUGGGCCAAGUGAAUGACAGUUGUGAAAUCAGGGAUCCCCAGCUCGGUCGUUAUGCCUCUGUGGUCAACAGAUUGAAGUCAAUAUUUAUCCUUUUCCAAAUUGAUAAAAUACCAAGAGCAGAUAACCACCGAGCUGACGAGCUGUCAAAGUUGGCCUCCUCGCAAGACUUUAACCCUCAGAGAUCGACAAUUGUCGAGAUACUCGACGCACCGAGCUACACUGAUUCCAUAGUCGAGUGUCAGCUGCUAAGCACAGAUCCCUCUGCACCGAGCUGGACCACCCCGCUCAUAAAUUAUCUGCAAAGUGCCUCUAUGCUCCUAUUACGCUGUCUCACUCCUUAUGAAGCUGAAUAUGCUGUGAGAGAAAUCCAUGAAGGAGUAUGUGGCACGCACAUUGGAGGUAAAACCUUAGCUCGUAAGCUCCUGAGGCAUGGGUAUUACUGGCCGACUAUGGUUGAGGAUGCACAGAACUAUGCCAAAAAAUGCCCGACCUGCCAGUUCAAUGCUGAUGACAUUCACUUGCUAGUGGAUUACUUCACAAAAUGGAUAGAAGCCAAACCCCUAUCCACGACGACAGAAAAGAAAAUAGAGGAAUUCCUGUUCAAUUCAAUAUUAUGCAGGUUUGGCAUACCUAAACGGAUCAUCGCUGAUAAUAGUCCGCAGUUCCGAGCCGCUGCACUGAGGUCGUUCUGCAACGACUAUGGCAUUGAGCUCUCCUUCACGUCUGUAUAUACUCCUCAGUCAAACGGACAGGCCGAGUCCGCUAAUAAGAUCGUCUUGUGGGGCCUCAAGACACGUGUUUUAGCCGAGCGUCCUAAUUGGGUUGACGAGCUCAAUAAGGUGCUUUGGUCUUGUCGCACUACGCCCAGCUCGGCCACAGGCGAAACCCCAUUCAGCCUUGCUUAUGGAGCUGAGGCCGUCAUCCCAGUGGAGGUCGGAUUGCCCUCUGAUAGAGCAGGUCGGCACGACGAUGUUAACAAUGAGCAACUAUUGAGAGAAAACUUGGACCUUGUGGAAGAGGUCAAGGAGAUGUCGCGAAUAAGAAAUGUGGCGCAUCAGAGUCGUGUGGCAAAAUUUUAUAAUAAGAGAGUUCGAGCUCGCCAGUUUCAGGUCGACGAUCUGGUUCUACGCAAAGCAGGACUAACCAAUGUUUAUUCGCACAUGGGCAAGCUCGCUCCUAAUUGGGAAGGUCCUUAUAGGGUUAUUUGUGUUAAACGACCUAGGUGUUACCAGUUAGCAGAUUUACAAGGUCGUUCACUACCAUUCAUUUGGAAUAUACACAACCUUAGAAGGUUUUAUAGUUAGCAUUCCGAUGUCAUUAUUUUAAUUUAGGUUAUCCUCAAUUAAAUGUAAAGAACAGUGUAUAAAACAGCACACAGCAAUAUACACAGAAUUUUGAA